Molecule: messenger RNA, 513 nt
Organism: Protopolystoma xenopodis
Lineage: Eukaryota; Metazoa; Platyhelminthes; Monogenea; Polystomatidea; Polystomatidae
Source: the annotation of a GenBank genome assembly
GAAUUGGCCUCGCGCUACUCGAGUUCUGGGCUUAAUGUGCUUCUCGCAGAUCCCCACGUUUCUCAUGGCAUAGAUCCCGAAGCUCGUGCUCUCGAGGCCAAAUAUACCGGCAUCACAUUGCUAUUACUCUCAGUCUUUCAUCAACUCGCCAACUUAUCGGCUCGCAUAUUUCCCCGACGCUCAUUGAGUACUUGUCUUAAAUGCAUUGUCACAGGCACUGACUCAAUUGCCUCAGCCGAAUCAGAUCCAUCCAUCCGCAAUCAGCAAAGGGCUUUGCUUUUUAAAGACCUGGCUCUUGUACCAUCCACAAUGGAUCCAGAACGCCUUAUUGGAGAUAUUAUACCCACUGAUGAUGGUUUGGUCCGUUCCAAGCUAAAUCAGGAUCGUCUCCUACGGCAGGAGUUGCUAUGGCGGAUAAGUGAGCGCUGGACACGCCUUGAUAGCCAUCCCAAAGCAAUGCCAGUACCUCCACGGACAACUAUGCUUGCUCUGCAGGCUACCAAGGGCCAAUAA